Molecule: messenger RNA, 1399 nt
Organism: Oryza brachyantha (malo sina)
Lineage: Eukaryota; Viridiplantae; Streptophyta; Magnoliopsida; Poales; Poaceae
Product: probable cytokinin riboside 5'-monophosphate phosphoribohydrolase LOGL5
Exons: 4
Coding region: 51-1055 (334 amino acids)
Source: RefSeq, a predicted model, not a curated record
GUGCUGAGACUGCGUGGCCAGUGACAGCCAAAGCCGGAGGGACAGAAUCCAUGGCGGCGACGGCGGCGAGUUUGGUGGGAAGCGGACUUAGCUCCCAGCUACGGCUCGCGCGUUCCUCCAGGGCCGGCCGCCUCCACCGCAGCUGCUGUCCCCUCUCUUCUCUGCAUCCGCCAUGGCCGGGUCAGGGUGCCCCGCGCCUCGUCAGGAGCAGCGGAGGCCGGCCAUGGGAGAGCGCCGUGGCCGCAUCCGCGAAUGCCCCGCGGCAGCAGCAGCAGCAGCAGCUAGGGGAGCAUGAGGCGGCGGCGGCCAUGGAGCCGGAGAGGAGCAGUCCCCGUGAGGUGAGGGCGGAGAUGGCGAGGUGCUUCGACCUCGUGCGCCGCCUCGGCCGUGGCGCCGUCUACCUCGGCUCCUCCAGGGUGCCGGCCACCCACCCCCAUUACCUCCAGGCCGCCGAGCUCGCAAGGGAGAUAGCUAGUCUGCUGGACUGCACCACAUGGUCCGGAGCCGGUCCAGGUUUGAUGGAUGCUGCUACCCAAGGUGCUCUCGAGGCAGGCAAGCCGGUUGGCGGCUUCAAGAUUGGCAAGGAGGCCGGUGAAUGGACAACCUCCAACUUCCACCCUUAUCUGCCAUCAGAAUCCUAUCUCACCUGCAGGUUCUUCUCUGCGAGGAAGCAUGGCUUAGUCGAUGCCGCGAUGCGGAACUGCCCUACUGAUAGAACUGCUGUGAUUGCAUUGCCCGGUGGGAUAGGGACCAUGGACGAGCUUUUUGAGAUGAUGACGCUGAUUCAACUGGAGAGGAUCGGUUCCACGCUUCCAGUCCCUUUCUUGCUUCUCAACUAUGAUUCUUACUACUCCAAGCUUCUUGAGUUUCUGAAUGACUGCGAGGAGUGGGGCACCGUUGCACCAGGAGAAGUGGCAUCACUUUGGAAGGUUUGCAAUGGGAACCAUGAAGCUUUGGAGUACCUGGCACAUUUCUACAAUGUACCUGUUGCUGAAAGAAAUUAUUGCGUAUCGCCUCGGUUGAAUCAGCAGAGAACUUCACACACCGCAAGUUGACGAAGACAUCUUUGGGUGAAUUUGUUCAUUAGGACUUUUCACUCCAUUAUCUGCAGUGCCCCCCAAUUAUCUAUACUACUUUAAAUGUCUCUAAUGAUGGUGGCACCCCAUUACUUUCUAUGGUUAUUUUGCAAAUUAGCCCAUGGUAUUUCUUGAUAUUAUAGAAUAGUUCAUAUUUAGCUCAAACAAAUGAUAUUAGUAUAGUUGAUAAAAAAAUCCUAUAACAUUUUGUAAUACAUUUUCAUAGCAAAGCAUGGAUAUUUUGCUAGUUGAGAUAAACUUAUACAGGCCAAUUUCAGUCCGAUGAGGGAUGCAAUAAAAAGUUACACUGUUGCUCAGUGAAU